Molecule: messenger RNA, 1827 nt
Organism: Morchella sextelata
Lineage: Eukaryota; Fungi; Ascomycota; Pezizomycetes; Pezizales; Morchellaceae
Exons: 7
Coding region: 1-1827 (608 amino acids)
Source: RefSeq, a predicted model, not a curated record
AUGGCCGCCCCCGCCCCCGCCCCCGACAAGCCCGCAUUCUCCCUGCACCCCUCCCGCCGCCCCGUCAUCUACGCCACACACGGCAUCGUAGCGUGCACGCAGCCCCUCGCCGCCCAAGCUGGCCUAAACAUCCUUCGUAAGGGUGGAAACGCCGCCGACGCCGCAGUCGCUGCAGCUGCAGUCCUAAAUGUAACAGAACCAACCAGCACCGGCCUCGGCGGCGACGUCUUCUGCCUCAUCCACCACGCCCCCACCUCCACACUCCACGGCAUCAACGGCUCCGGCCCCUCGCCCUCAUCCCUCACGCUACAAAAGGUCCUCGCCUCCCUCCCACCCGAUUACACCGACUCGCGCAUCCCGCCCGCCAAUCCACUCAGCGUCACUGUCCCCGGCGCGGCCGCCGCAUGGUGCGACAUCGUCGCCCGCUUCGGCAGCGGGAAGGUGUCGCUGCGAGAGAUCUUCGAUGACGCGAUACGACUCGCUGAGGACGGGUUUGCGCUGAGUACGUUUGCGGGGCGCUGGUGGGGGGAGUGUGCGGGUGUGUUGCGCGGCGGCGGGCGGGAGGGGAUGUUGCUGGCUGGGAGGGCGCCGAAGGAGGGGGAGGUGAUGCGGGUGCCGGAGCUGGCGCAGGUGUUGCGAGAGGUGGCAGAGUGUGGGAAGGCUGGGUUUUACGAUGGGUGGGUGGCGGAGAGCGUGGUGGGGGAGGUGCAGGCGCUGGGAGGAGUGCUGGAGAUGAAGGACAUGGUGGGCAUGGGGGAGCGCGGGAGUGAGGAGGUGGACCCGGUGUUUGUGGAGUAUGGCGGGUAUAAGCUGUGGGAGUGCGCGCCGAAUGGGCAGGGGCUUGUGGCGCUGAUGGCCUUGGGUAUUUUGAGGGCGUUGCAGGAGAGGGGCGUGGUUGGGAGGAUUGGGGGUGAGGGGGGGAUGCAGCAUAAUUCGCCGGAGUAUCUCCAUGUCCUGAUCGAGUGUCUCCGCAUCGCAUUCACAGACGGCCGUUGGUACAUCACCGACCCGCGCACCAACCCGGACCCCACCGCCGCCCUCCUUUCCAAGUCCUACCUGCACCAACGCAGCACGCUCUUCUCCCCCACGCAAACAAACCCCACCCUCCCCAUCAGCCCCCCCUCCCUCCACCCUUGCGACACUACCUACCUCUCCACCACCGACGCCCACGGCAACUCCUGCAGCUUCAUAAACUCCCUCCAGAACGGCUUCGGCAGCGGCAUCGUCCCCCGCGGCACCGCAACGCCCUUGCAGAACCGCGCCAGCAGCUUUUCGCUAGACCCCGAGGCGCCGAAUUGUGUGGCGCCCGCGAAGAGGCCGUUUCAUACCAUUAUUGCGGGGAUGGUGACGGAGCGCGUUCCGGGCGCUGGUGAGGCGGUGGAGGCGGCAGGUGAGGGUGGGAAGGAGGGCGAGGAGGAGAAAGGGAAAGGUGUGAAGCUCAAAGGCGAAAGGAUCAAGAGCGUCCUAGGCUGCAUGGGCGGCCUCAUGCAGCCGCAGGGCCACGUCCAGCUCUUCAUGAACAUGCUCGUCUUCAACAUGGACCCCCAAGAAGCGCUUGACGCGCCGAGAAUCUGCCUCAGCCUCCCCGGCGACCGCUUCGCAAUCACAAACCGCGUCUGCCUCGAAUCCGGAAUCAGCGGCGCCACCGCCGCCGCGCUGCAAGCGCUCGGGCAUACCACGGCCGAGGUCGUGGGGUACAAGAGGACCAUGUUUGGGCGCGGACAGAUUAUUAACUAUAACUAUAUGCACGGCGAGGACGGGGAGGAGAGGAUCGUGUAUAGUGGCGGCAGCGACCUGCGGGGUGACUGUCAGGCCGUGGGGUACUGA